Lineus longissimus is the source of this 6493-nucleotide messenger RNA. RefSeq names its product importin subunit beta-1-like. The transcript has 17 exons. The coding region runs from base 91 to 2745 and encodes 884 amino acids. Lineage: Eukaryota; Metazoa; Nemertea; Pilidiophora; Heteronemertea; Lineidae. Gene Ontology annotation, biological process: protein import into nucleus. Gene Ontology annotation, cellular component: cytoplasm; nucleus. The record is from RefSeq and is a predicted model, not a curated record. Gene Ontology annotation, molecular function: small GTPase binding; nuclear import signal receptor activity.
AGCGCCGAUUUGCAGAGAAAGUCAGAAAUUUUGCUUCCAAAUAUCUUGAAUUUCUUCGUCCCUGACUAAGAUAAAUAGACAGGCCUCAUCAUGGCUUUUCAGCCCGAUCUUCUUACGAUUUUAUCAAAAACAGUAUCGCCAGAUCAGGCAGAACUCCAAGCUGCACAGAAUUUCUUGGAGCAGGCUGCACUACUCGAUUUGCCUGGCCUGCUGAAAGAACUCUCGGACAUCCUCAGAAAUGAGAGCAACCCUGCAGUAGCUAGAGUCCAGGCUGGUCUGCAGUUGAAGAAUGCAUUCUACUCCAAAGAUGAGGAGACAAGACAAAAAUAUGUUGGCCGCUGGUUGACCUUUCCAGAACAAAUUCGGCUGGAGAUUAAGGAAAAUGUUCUCAACUCACUUGGAACAGAGAGCGAGUCGAUACGUCCCAGCCAGGCGGCUCAGUGUAUUGCCAGCAUCGCAUGUGCUGAACUUCCCAAUCAUCUGUGGCCUGGUAUGGUGGCUAAGCUGACGACAAAUGUGACGACACAAGGCAGUACUGAGAUGCUAAAGGAGUCCACACUGGAGGCGAUAGGUUACAUCUGUCAGGAUAUUGACCCCGACAUCCUAGCAUGCGAGGCCAAUGCUAUCCUGACUGCUAUUGUCAAUGGUAUGAAAAAGGAGGAAUCUAACAGAGUGCGCCUAGCUGCCACCAAUGCCUUACUCAAUUCGUUGGAAUUUACAAAAGCAAACUUUGCCGAAGCAGCUGAACGACAUUACAUCAUGCAGAUCGUCUGUGAGGCGACACAGUCCGAUUGUGUCCAGGUCCGAGUAGCAGCCCUGCAAUGCCUUGUAAAGAUCCUCACACUCUACUACAAGUAUAUGGAGGACUACAUGGGACCAGCCCUGUUUGCCAUCACGCUAGAGGCAAUGCGUAGUAAUGAGGAUGAGGUUGCUCUCCAGGGAAUCGAGUUCUGGUCGAAUGUCUGUGAUGAGGAGGUGGAUCUGGCCAUCGAACUGUCUGAAGCGCACGAGCAGGGCCGUCCGCCAGAGAGAAGCAGCCAGUUAUAUGCCAAAGGCGCUCUUCCGUACCUUAUACCAAUUCUACAGGAAACACUUACCAAGCAGGAAGAAUGUGAUGAUGACGAUGAGUGGAACCCAUGUAAGGCUGCUGGUGUAUGUAUGAUGCUGCUCGCCAGCUGCUGUGAAGAUCCCAUUGUCGACCUUGUCAUGCCUUGGAUGAUUGAAAAAAUAGCAAACACCGACUGGAGGUAUCGAGACGCAGCCAUCAUGUCAUUUGGUUGUAUCCUGGAGGGCCCCGACCCAACUAAAUUCAACGGUUACUUGCCGACGGUGAUGCCCCUUCUCGUCAAAACGUUGUCCAAUGAGCAGGAGCAUGUCGUCGUCAAGGACACAGCUGCGUGGACUGUUGGCCGAAUAUGCGAGAUUAUUCCAGAAGCUGUCAUAAAUGAGAAACAUUUGAUGCCGUUGUUGGGUGGUUUAGUCAAAGAGUUGGAUUCGGACCCUCGAGUGGCGUCAAACGUCUGCUGGGCGUUCUCCAGCCUCGCUGAAGCAGCAUACGAAGCCGCUGAUACCCCAGAUGACACCAGUGAACCCCCGACGUACUGCUUGUCAUCGGUGUUCCAGGUUAUAGUGAAUAAAUUAUUGAUGACGACGGAUCGUCCAGAUGGUGGACAGCACAAUCUCAGGAGCGCCGCCUAUGAAGCGUUAAUGGAAUUAGUUAAAAAUAGCCCAAAAGAUUGCUACCCAAUUGUCCAAGAAGUCACCGUUAUUAUUCUCGACCGAUUGGAAAAGGUGUUGCAAUUAGAAGAUCAUAUUCAAUCCACAUCGGACAGGGCUGUCUACAACGAUUUGCAAUCGCUGCUGUGUGCAACUCUGCAGAGUGUACUUAGGAAGGUAUCAACGGAACACGCCAUUGCUAUCUCUGACCCGAUCAUGAAGGCGUUACUGGUGAUGUUCAGCCGAUCAAGUGGAAAGUGUGGUGGCGUCCAGGAAGAUGCCCUCUUGGCGGUCUCUACGCUCGUUGAAGUCCUUUCAGACAAAUUCUCUGUAUACCUCGAAGCGUUCAAGCCCUACCUGUUGAUUGGACUCAAUAAUUAUGCAGAGUAUCAGGUGUGCUUGGCCGCCAUUGGUCUCGUUGGUGAUAUCUGCCGAGCGAUGAACGGAAAAGUCUUGGACUUGGCAAAGGAGAUCAUGCCUUUGCUACUGGUUAUUCUAAAGAACGAGGCUGUCCACCGAUCUGUCAAACCUCAGAUCCUGUCCGUGUUCGGUGACAUCGCCCUGGCUAUUGGCGCCGAUUUCAGAGUGUACAUGGACGUCGUGCUACAAACAUUAUUCCAAGCUUCUCAAGCCCAAGUGCAGAAGACAGACCUCGACAUGAUAGAUUACCUGAACGACUUGCGAGAGGGUGUAUUGGAAGCUUACACAGGUAUCGUACAAGGACUAAAAGGAGAUGGCCAACCAAUAACAAAUGACAUUGGGGUCCUGAUGAAUCAUGUCGCUCACAUGACCAUGUUCAUUGAGAUGAUCGCCCUUGAUGAGGAUAAAAGUGACAGCAACAUAGCCUGCUGUUGUGGGUUAAUAGGAGAUCUAUGCACAAUAUUUGGUACCCAUGUCGUGCCACUCUUGGACAAGGAAUCGAUAAAUAACCUACUGCUUCUUGGUCGCAAGUCAAAGACGAACAAAACGAAAACGCUCGGCAUGUGGGCUUCUAGGGAACUGAGGAAAUUGAAGAAUCCUCAGUCAUGAACCUGGCUCCCCAGCGGUUAACGACACGUUGCUGAUUGGUAUGUGUGGUAUGACUGCGGCUAGUGUGUGUGAUAUCAUCUCCUCAUCAAUAGACAAUACAGAGCGCCCUCUGGUGGCAUGAUUGGUAACCAAAAGAGAUCAACAGACACGUUUUGCAUUUGCUACAACUACUGUUGUAAUAGUCUGGCAAUCUCCUGUACUGGGGUUUGUUAUUUUGCUAUGUUUGAUACAGUAACUUCUACUCUGGUAUUCUCCAUAGAAGGAGAUUUCGGCUCCAUCAUACUCUAAUCAUUUCCGUAGUUGGUGAAUCGAGUCUACGUUCCUAAGCAACCAAAAUUAAACCACCAGUUUCAUUUGUUUGCUAUGUUUGAGCCAUCAGCCAACAUCUGGUUGUGAUCGAACCCUGUUGCAGCAUAGCAAAUUAGUAACUUCAAAAGGGAUUUCCGAGACCACAAUGUGAUAUUUUGGUAUGCUUUUGGUACCAUUUUGUCCAUGGCCAGGGCAAGUACCUUGGUUAAACUGUUGAACUUGUACUCUCAGAACAUUACCCUACACCUAAAACAAUAAGAGCGAAUUGUUAAGAAUCGGUAGAUAUCAUUACUGUACUGUCUUAUCUGACUAAGAUGUUGAAAAUUUCUGUCAAAAUGCCUGAAUAUGGCAGCCAUUGUUCCAAAUAAAGGUUCAAUGCCUUCUUCAUGGGUUACCCUGAUGCCUGCUCAAAUUGCACCAAGUGUUGAUGAUAAUUUUUCUCGUGUCUGAUGAUGACGAGUCUAUGUUCUAGUAGAUAUUUUCUCCGCACUAGGUCUCACUUUACAAAGUGCAAGUAAAAAGUCAUGAUGUUGGUUUUCAUAAAAUGAGAAAAAAACCUCUCGCAUCCCUUGUACCUUACUCAGCUCAAAGGUCAUUGCUUGGUACAUGUAUAUGUCGGCCUGUUGCCUGAAGGAUAAUUGUCAUCAACCCUUGCAUGUCCUUUCAAUUCUGCUGCCAUUCUUCAAUUAGGUUAACUUGGCUCGCUGGCCUUUCGAACGAUUGGUGUAGACCACACAGUGCAGCCACCACAAAGUAAGCUCAUGUUACUGUUGGGGGUAAUGAUGAAAGUCUUCGAAUCUAUCUUGCAACACAACCAAUGUUAUUCAACAUUUGAUGGUGCAUUCAGGAAAAACAAAAUAUCAGUAUUUUUGUAUGAAAAAAAUCAGGAAAGUCCACAUGAAACAGUAGUGUGUUAUUGCCAGGCUCUGCUAAAAGUCUUUCAGUGAACUUUGUAGUGUAAACUGUCCAGUCUCCAUUUUGUUUUCUCUGUCAUGAAAUGGUGAGGUGGUCUCCUAAUGAUUACUUUAUUACUGUCAAUCAUAGGUCAUUUCUUCGUUUUCUUACACUUGGUGCCUGCCUAGUGUCACAAUAAUCUGGUUGCCAUGGUGACCCUGUGCUGACGUUACCAAGGAACCAGUCACCCUGAAAACCUUCUGAGAAACAGCUUUAUCUUGAGUUGAAACCAUGGUCAUGUUGAUAUUAUAGUUGCUGUACAUGCUGGAAUGGUUGCUAUGGAACUUCAAUGGUUGCCAUGACAAUUGCCUUGUUGCCAUGAAUAUGUUGUUACCUCUUCACACGGGUGAAUGAGUGUGUGUGACUGUGAUGUAGGGUUGUGACCUUGGCGUGGUUGGUGCAGUUGGCCAUACAUUCCACGCAGGGUCCGUCCUAAAAAACUGUGCAGAGCACAUUUUUGAUAUGGUUGCUAUGUUAGUUUGUGUGUUGAAAUAUCAGAUCAGACAAUUGUCAAGAUCCUUCAUUGCUCAUUUCUCUCCCCUCAAAGGGUUAAAUUCAUAACAACUAAAGCCUGGUUCCUACUCGAUCUCUAGUGCAGUUCAGUACAUCUCCGGUCAAAACUACUAGAUUAUUUUAGGCCAGGAAAUGGUUAGUGAGUGGUCAUCUUGCUGACAGCGAGAGUACAGGGACUGGGCCGUAGUUGGCAAGUGAUUGGUUUGCUGUUUCAGCACACGAUUUGGUUGGGUUUGUUUGUCCUGUGUGUUCGAAGGCCCCUUGUGUUCAGCUGCCACAUGGCUGACAUAUUGAAGGGGUCGAUUCUAAUGUGUUCUGCAUUGCUUAAAACUCUAUUCAAAAUCACAGCUUGUCCCAAUUCCGAUGCACUUUAAUUGAAAAGGCCAUUGAUCUUUGAUUUUGAAUCCAGUUUUAUGCCUCCCAUCGGGUGUGACAUAACCCAAGAACAGCCAGCUGUUACUAUUUAUGUCUUGCACCCCUUGGAUACUUAAUUUGUUGAUUGUGAAUUCAGUUCCAAUGUAAAUUAAAUGUACUCUAGUUGACAUGUUAGUUAAAUUUAAUUGAGAAACACUUCCACAUUUCUUAGGACAGUGCACUAUUGCUGCAAGAAUGUUACAGCACAAAAGGAAAUAAUAGAUUUUGAGAACAAUUGAGAGUCAUUUUGGAUGUCAUUGAAAAUAUAUCUCUAUGUGCAAAAGUUUGCCCAUUUCACCUACGAAAAUGUGUUCUAUUCUUAACUCUCAGUCUGUAGAAAUGUGCUUUACUAGUAUUGCCUUGAAUUUAAAAUUGUUAAGAAUGGUUCUUUUCCAACACUUCUACCUGCAGUGAAUCUGUAAAAACAUGUCGGGUCAAAUCACGGUGGAUAGUUUGUUUCUAACAUUGGUACUUUCAAGUACCCAGAACCAGCUUCACAAUUUGGGAUAGUUCAUUUUCGUCCUGUUUCGGGGAGAAAUUUUGUUCCCAAAGCAUUCAGUCAAAUAGGGUAAAAUGGUACUCGGCUGUUGUACAAAUUAUGUAAAUGUAUAUUAAAAGCACAGACAAGUAGGUUGCCUGAUGAUAUUUUCAAAUUGGCCUUUUUGAUACGACAAAACAGUAGAUGAAGCCUAUUGUGGAUCAUCUGCAGGAUGUGCUCUCUGCACUUGUCCGGAGAAACCAGCCGUUUCCGAGGCGUUCCAAAUGUAAAUAGACAUUUUCCAAAUUUUGAUAUGAAACUGGAAGAUUCUAGGCUGUGCCUGCUUGUCUGUUAAUGAAGUUUUCAAGCGAAUCAUUUCAUCUUUGUAAGGAGUCCCUUCUUGUCAGCGAGCGGGGGUCUUCCCUGCUUUAUCGGAUGUUUGGAGUGAAUGGCUCAAACAACUCAAAACUAAUCCUCUUGUCUUUUACAAUUUGAGGUUUACUGGUGACUACAUUCUCUAUUUUAUGGGACUCUUUACAUGUACAUUGUACAGAUUUCAUUGGGUGCUUUGAAAAUAGCAGUAUAUUUUGAAGACCCAGGAAGAAAGUCACCCCAGUUUGUGCAGCUUUUUCAUUGAUGAAUAUGAAUUGAUUCAUGAAAUUAGCUCCUGCUUCCUCAACUUAACUAGGUUAUGUAACAAUAGUUCCCCGUUUCUGAGGGACUGUGAAUUAGAUCAAACCAAAUGUGCUGGCACCAUCUCAAUGGCUCUGCUGUCUAAACUGUCCUCAAGAGUCAACUUAGUAUAGUACUAGAUGAUUAACCGAAUUCGCAGUCUCACAGGAACAGUAAAUCCAUCUAAAUGUGCUCCUGUUUAUUCCAGAAUCCUUGAUCUCCCUACACCACCAGAAUCGGGCCGUCCAGAUACUGUAUUAUCUUGAACAUGGACAAGCCGAUUCUGACAUAAUAGGAGUGAUAGGUCAGCCAACAUGUGUUGGGUUGCAUGUGCUAACAAAAUUUUGUGCUCCUUUCUGACCUGUGAUUCCUUUAUAAGGGGAAUGAUAGUUGGAAUGGAUGAGCGAA